CAGCCCAGCCACUUCCUGUGCAGCCUCGUUGCAAUAGGAGCAGCAGCAGCAAGCUGCCAGCAGCCACCACAGGAGGGGUUGUCGGGGGUGUGUGUGAGUGAGCGGCUAGUCCGGUCUCCCAGGCGCUGAGCAGCACCCAACACAUCCUGGAGCGAAACCCACUCCUCCCUUCGCCACUCCCGCAGAACUCACUUAGCCAUGGGGCAGAACGAUCUGAUGAGCACCGCAGAGGAUUUUGCAGACCAGUUCUUGCGAGUGACAAAACAGUACCUCCCGCACGUGGCCCGCCUCUGCUUGAUCAGCACGUUCCUUGAAGAUGGCAUCCGCAUGUGGUUCCAGUGGAGCGAGCAGAGGGACUACAUUGAUGCCACAUGGAACUGUGGGUACUUCCUGGCCUCCAUCUUUGUCUUCAUUAAUCUUUUUGGACAGCUAAGUGGCUGCAUCCUAGUGCUGAGUAGGAACUUUGUUCAGUAUGCCUGCUUUGGAUUAUUUGGCAUUAUAGCACUACAGACAAUUGCGUACAGCAUUUUAUGGGAUCUGAAGUUUUUGAUGAGGAACCUUGCUCUGGGGGGCGGUCUGCUGCUGCUGCUGGCUGAAUCACGGUCAGAGGGGAAGAGCAUGUUCGCUGGAGUCCCCACCAUGCGGGAAAGUUCCCCUAAGCAGUACAUGCAGCUGGGUGGACGAGUGCUGCUAGUCCUCAUGUUUAUGACGCUGCUGCAUUUUGACGCUAGCUUCUUUUCGAUCCUCCAGAACAUCGUGGGCACAGCCUUGAUCAUCCUUGUGGCUGUUGGCUUCAAGACAAAACUGGCCGCCUUGACCUUGGUCAUCUGGCUCUUUGCCAUCAACAUCUACUUCAAUGCCUUCUGGACCAUCCCAGUCUACAAACCCAUGCACGACUUCCUCAAGUACGACUUCUUCCAGACCAUGUCCGUCAUUGGAGGCCUCCUGCUGGUGGUGGCCCUUGGGCCUGGUGGCGUCUCUAUGGAUGAGAAGAAAAAAGAAUGGUAGAAAUAGGAGGGGCAGGGAAAACGCAUCAUCUCGGAGUCUGGGGACUGACUUUUUCAACAUGGGUUCCGUGGGGGAAUAAAACCAAACUGCCAGCAUCUUAUGUAUGUGCCCAACAAUCCCUUCUUAAAAGGCACACCUCUAUUAUUAUUAUUAUUUUUCGAAUUCAUGACCGCACUGAUAAUCUGAUAACUAGAGCAUUCUUCAUCAAGGAAUGUUUUUGUUUGUUUGUUUUUUGCCUCGAAACACUGUUCUGCUUUCUUUUGUAAUCUCCAAAAAUUGAAACCUAUAGAAGCUGGCUUUCCAAGCACCAUGUGGGCACUGUAUUUGCCGCCUUUUAGUUUCCUUAAUGGUUUUUUAAGACACAUUUUUUUAAAAAAACAAAACAAAAACUACUGUGAUCCGAUAUCCCUGUUUGUAUACUUUUGGUGUCAAGGUGUUCCCCACUUCUUCUUUUUUGCAUUCUUGUUGUAAUUAAAGAAGUCGCCUCCCAGAUUGAGCCCUGACCAUCUGAACGAUAGAUCUAGCACACCUUUUGUACUAUGGGAAAGGGAUUUUUCUGCUUUGAAACAAGCCAGCCCACCACAGUAUUAAAACAGCUAGAGAGAGGACCAUCCCUUGAAACAGAGGCAGGAGGAAAUAUGUGCAGCAGCUGGGUCCCUCCUAGCAAAAAGCUUAUCCACUGCUAUGUUGUAGCAAAAAGAAGUGGGGGGGGGCAGGUGUUUGGGUUUCAUGAAAAAUUCUUUCAGGCGGGUCAAUCAGAACAAAGUCCCAUGGCAAUUCAGAUUUCUCAAAUCCAUCUUCACCUUGUUACUUUGCUGGAAAUUUGCAUACAUUAUAAAUUUUGGAGCAGUGCCAAAAUUCACUGACCACUGUCCAUGCUUGGCAGGGGGAGAUGUGAGUUAGGUGUCUAUUAAGAUAUGGAGAACAGUAGGUUCCCUAUGACUAUAUUACGUCACAAACAGGGCAGAUAGCUGUUGGUAUCUAGUAUCCAGAGGUAAAAUGCUUCUGUCUGUGAAGGUUCUCUCACAGCAAAUGGCAACAAAUUGGAAUCUAGAUGUUCUUGCCUUAUUUUGUGGAACUGAUUUCCACCAAAUUAUUUAUAGGUUUGGUGAAAAGCUUCCAUUUUAUGUAGCCCUCAUCUACCCACAGCCUCCUUUGUGGGUGAGACGAACCGUCUAUGUUUAGGGUUUUUCUGUGAAGGGCUAUGGCAGUGCGAAUGAAGAUCCAGCUAGCUUCUCUGUGCUAAAACCUCAAAAUCCUUUGAAGAAAGGUCCUUGUCAAAUUUUUCAUCUUUCCCAGUAGAUUUCUUCCAUACACCCACCAAUAAAUAUAUUUUGCAAUACCCCAGAAUUUGCACCUGGAAUAAUAAUAAUAAUAAUAAUAAUAAUAAUAAUAAUAAUAAUAAUAAUAAAGAGGUCAAGCUUUUUUUAAAAGGCAGAAGCUUAGCAUUUGCCCAUCUGUCCAAGGGGGAGUUAAUGGACAUGUGUUCCAGAGGAAACUCUCUAAUGCACCACCAUUAUUUUGGCUGGUUGUGGAAGAUACAAAAUGAAAAGUAAGGGAACCUCCUGGUUUAAAUCUGCAGAGUCUUCCUGCUUUCACCUUCACUUCUUCAGAAGAGGAACAGCAAAGCUCUCCCACAUAUGACAAGCCUCCUUGUUCAGGCCAAUGGCCCAUCUAGUCCAGCAUCCUGUUCUCGGUGACCAACUGGAAUCCAUUUGGGGGUGGGAAAUCUUGGUUGUACAAGUAUCCAUGGCUGAAACCAGGAGGAAAUCUGUAGAGAUCUAACUGAUGAGGAACUUGUGGGCCUGGCUCUGGUCAUUAAGACUACAAAUUGGCCAUGCAGGGUUGGUGUUGGAGUGCGGCAGCAACUGGAGGACCGCAGACUAUCGCCAUCCAUGAUAAAGACUAGAGCAGCCUAUUCUUUAUUAACAGACACUGCCCAGAUCCCCCACAACCCUGGAGCCUGCCCCAGAUACCUUGAGAUUAACAAGAAAAGGGCAAUUUCUGAGUGAAGGGAGUACUGUAAGCCAGCAACAAUCUUCAAAGCAAGAUUGAAAGGGAUCUUGCAACAAGGACCAUUCUGUAUUCAGUGAUGUCUAGUUCAGAUGAUGCAUUCCUAGUCCAACAAACUGUCUGCUGGAUCAGGGAUGGAUUGGGAGAGCGCCUUCCUCCUCUCACACACCUCGAAGGCUGAAAUUCUAACUCCCACUAACCUGGUAAUAAGCCCGGUGAAUUCAUUAGGACUUCCCGCUAAGUUAGCAUUGUGCUGUAAGCCCUGAUUCAUAUGUUAGAGCAGGCACCCCCAAACUUGGGCCCUCCAGAUGUUUUGGACUACAAUUCCCAUCAUCCCUGACCACUGGUCCUGUUAGCUAGGGAUCAUGGGAGUUGUGGGCCAAAACAUCUGGAGGGCUGCAGUUUGGGGAUGCCUGUCUUAGAGCCUGGAAGGUGCAGAUUAGGUUAGAAUCCCCAAAGAUCAAAUUCCGUUGUUUUUAAAUGCAAUAACGUGCAAAUAUCAAACUCUAAUAAUCAGGCCUGUAGCUGCUUCUUUGGCAAUCACUCGCAGCCAAGUAAGAUUGUAUUCUAUAAAAGAGUCUGUAAGUGACUGUGGAGGCGAAUUCUGGAUCCACCUGUCCGUCCACAGUGGGGACAUAGGUUUCCGGGUGGGAGGUGAUCAUGUGUUUGCCAAGUGUGCCUUCCUCUUCGCACGUUUCUCCCUUGUGUCCUGAGUUCGAGUGUCUUCAAAGCCCAUGACACCUUUGGUAAAGGCUGUUCUCCAACUGGAGCACUCACGGGCCAGUGUUUCCUCCCCCACAGGUGACCAGGUAGGGAACUGUUAGCAAUUUUGGCACUUUAAAAAACAAACAGCAAAUGCAGGCAAACAUGUCAGGAAAAACAUUGUGAACUAGAAACUUCGAAGGUUCGUACAAGCUUACAUAAAUCAAAGUACGAUAGCAUUGUUUCUUCCAACCCCCCCCCAAGAUCAGAAUUAGGCCUAAAGCAAAAUACUGUACACAUCCUUCCAGACAAAAACCCAGACUUCUUUUUCCAGCCUCCUUGCCACACUCAAUCUGUGCUUAUGGUAUAAGAAACAUCUACUUCCCACUGAUGUCUCCCAAAGCUUUGAAUGUUUCUGGAAGAGAAAAAACAAUUCCAUGUGUAGAAAUUUGUCUUUAAACAAAACAAGAGCUGCUA
This is a messenger RNA of Zootoca vivipara (common lizard), 4200 nucleotides long. RefSeq names its product surfeit 4 (gene SURF4). Gene Ontology annotation, cellular component: membrane; endoplasmic reticulum-Golgi intermediate compartment; endoplasmic reticulum. Gene Ontology annotation, biological process: Golgi organization. Lineage: Eukaryota; Metazoa; Chordata; Lepidosauria; Squamata; Lacertidae. The record is from RefSeq and is a predicted model, not a curated record.